Molecule: messenger RNA, 2404 nt
Organism: Paramormyrops kingsleyae
Lineage: Eukaryota; Metazoa; Chordata; Actinopteri; Osteoglossiformes; Mormyridae
Gene: cntfr
Product: ciliary neurotrophic factor receptor
Biological process (GO): cytokine-mediated signaling pathway; positive regulation of cell population proliferation
Cellular component (GO): signaling receptor complex; external side of plasma membrane; membrane
Molecular function (GO): interleukin-11 receptor activity; interleukin-11 binding
Source: RefSeq, a predicted model, not a curated record
GGCUGGUCACAUGGGCGGCUUGUGCGAGUUUAAAAGUGCUUUAGUUUCUCCCUCAGCCAGAGUGGAGCGAGCCACUGGCAAUAGCACAGGCAGCCUGAGUGCCGCGACCGUGCUCCCUGAGCCCGCGUGCUGGAGCUGUACCCCUCCACACGGACGACACGCGCACACACUCGCACACCCAGGCACGCAGGCAGGCAGGCAGGCAGGGACGCUGCUACUGAGGAGGACGGACGGGGAGAGGAGCCAGCCAAAGCGUCUUCAAUGGCAAACGCAGUGACGUCGCUCUGCUGUGUGGUGCUGGCCGCCGUGGUCGUCGUCUUUGCGCAGAAACGAAGUCUGCAAGGUGCACGAGUGCAGUAUGAACGCAUGGGCAGUGAUGUGACCAUGCAGUGCGGCACGCUGGAGGCCGACGCCUCCGUCACCUGGAAGGUGAACGGCACGGAUGUCAAGGCGCAGCGGGUGGAGCAGGGAUCUCGGCUCAUCCUCAAGCAGGUGGACCUGAGCUCCAGCGGCCUCUACAGCUGCUUCCAGGACCCCGGCGGCGAGCGGCGCGACCAGAUCAACCUGCGGGUGGGCACUCCUCCCAAAGAUCCCGUGGUGAUGUGCCGCUCCAACACCUACCCCAAGGGCUUCUACUGCAGCUGGCAUUUGCAGCACCUCACCUACAUCCCUACUGAGUUCGAGGUCCAAGUCAAACACAAUCAGAGGUCCCUGGAUGUCCAGAGGGAUCCGAUCCACAAGAACCGGUGUAAUGUGAAGUUCCCUGAACUCUUCUCCACGUUCAAGUACAGGGUGAACGUCACUGCCAUCAACGCACUAGGCCAGGCGUCCACCAUCAUCUCCUUUGACGAGUUCAACAUCGUAAAACCCGAUCCGCCUGAGAAGGUGGUGGCCACACCCAUCCCCAACAACGUGCGGCGCCUGGAGGUGACCUGGAGCAGCCCAAGCACGUGGCCCGACGUGGAGAAUUUCCCCCUGAAGUACUUCCUGCGCUACAGACCACUGAUCCGGGAACAGUGGCAACACGUGGAGCUGUCAGAUAGCACCAGCCACACUAUCACGGACGCCUAUGCGGGGAAGGAAUACAUCAUCCAGGUGGCUGCCAAGGACAUGGAAAUUGGCACCUGGAGUGACUGGAGUGUAGCUGUCCAUGCCACGCCCUGGAUAGAUGAGCCCCGGCAAAGCACCUCCACCACUGAAGCAGAGGUCGUUAUAGAGACCACCCCCUCCGCGGCCCCCCCCUCAGCGAAGCCACAGCUGUCAGUGCCUGUGGACAGCUGCUGCACCCUGGCCGGCUCGUCUCUCCUGCUCCUGGCAUCCACGUUGCUGUCGGUCGUGUGAUAUCGGUGUUUCAUUCCUGUGGAAGAAAAUCGAGGAACAUCCCUGUCUAUUUUGCACAUGUUAAAUGGAUAUAGUGCAUUAAUAAUUUAAUUCAGAUUUCUCACGAAGAAAAGCAUAAACACAAACAAAAAGUGACGAAAAUUUCUACAAAAAAAGAAGAAAAAAAAAAAACAAAAAGCUUCAUGCAGACACGGGACGCGCGUCGGACAGAAGCGAAGGAUCCGGGGGAAACGACUGGAACAGAAUCGAGCCUCAUCCCUCUUCCUCCUGUUCAAUCGAUCGAUUCACUGAUUAUUUUUGAUACUUAGCCAAAAGCUCCAGGAAUGCCUAUAUUUUUCUUUCCCUUUUCUUCUUUGUCUUUUCCUCAGUUUGUCAUACUUUGCAGCUACAUACAGCUAACUCUCCAUGCCAAAGACUUGUCUCGGAAACAUUUUUCCCGAAUCCUUGGCUUCCCGAUGUGAAUUCCAGGAAUCUGCGUCCAGCAACACAGAAGACAAGGAAAGAGAGGACUAACAUUUUGGGGGGAAAUUAGUAAUUAUUUCUUACUUUUUUUUUUCCUUUUUCUGUACAGUUAUCACAAGCUCCAGCUGCGGAAAUAACCAUUACAAUACCGAAAACAGUUCUUUUUCCAUCACCGCUUUUUGGUUUGUUUUCUCCUGUAAAUAUGAGGCAAUAUAGUCAAUAUGAAUAAGCUCCGGUUGGAAACAACAUGUUUUGCUUUCAAACUCUGUCGCCUUUGCAGAUGUGUUUUUACAAUUUUUUUAUAAUCGGUACCACAACUUGAUAUUAUGUUACUCAAGACGUCUAGUUGUGCUUUAUGUAUUUGUUUAUUAUUAAAUGAAAAUAUACAUAUAGGAUCUCAGCUUUACAGACCCUCAUAAUUGCUUAAUUCCCCCGAUCAUAUUUUGUAAACAAUGAUAUGUAUCUUUAACAUGAAAAGUUUAUUAUUUAAUAAUGUAUGUAUUAGGGUUAGAUUCUUGUAACCGGUAUCUGGGUUCUUUUUAUAGAUGUCUAUAAAAUGAGGAGUUGUUCAUUAAAUGUGACCAUUUCACAACGAACUCCA